Hypoxylon trugodes is the source of this 1022-nucleotide messenger RNA. RefSeq lists its product as uncharacterized. The coding region runs from base 280 to 906 and encodes 208 amino acids. The transcript is spliced from 2 exons. NCBI's taxonomy places the organism in Eukaryota, Fungi, Ascomycota, Sordariomycetes, Xylariales, Hypoxylaceae. The record is from RefSeq and is a predicted model, not a curated record.
ACAUUGAGCCUUAACACCAAUUUUUUAGGCACGUCAUCAUCAACAGAAAAAAUCGUACGAUGUUCAACUUGGUCUUCUGGGGGUAUUCACCCACCGCCCCUAUUGGGAAGAAGCGAAUUCCCCUCCUGUUUGAUUUCUUCCACUCGAUUUCUCUUCUUAGAACUCUUUAUCAUUGCAUCCCCCGGCACAUCUACGAACCAAAAAAACUCCCCAGAUAACAGACCUUCAGAGCAUUUGAAAGCCUACCGAAAGUGAACGGAUACAUACAUACUAGUCAUCAUGAUAUUUUUCUUCUCUCUCAUCAUUCUCCUCUCCUUGAGCUUAUGCUCCUUGCCCGUCCGGAGAUCACACAAGAGGCGUUCGAUUCGAACUAUUCUAGGAGUCACCUGUAUAGACGAUCACCUCAUUUAUCAGAACAUCGAUCCCACGCGGCUUCUCUCUACAAACGUCCCUGGCAAGUCCAUUCCGAACGACAAGGUAACCGGCAUGGACCCAAGCCUAGACGCUGGCUUUAUCGAAAGCCUACGUCUAAGACACCAACGUAUAAAUAGGAGUAGCCUACAUGUUCAACCUUUACGAAUUCUCAUGCUGCUUGGAUGCUUCCUAUUGCAUGCUAUCCCUGCUGCAUCGCUAGUAGUCCCUAGUACCUUGAGGAUUGCAAGUGGAGUGGGCUCAUCGGCGAGUGCUAUCGCUGUCGUGCCUCUCCGCACACUAGAAGGGGUCUCAAGCACAGCAUGGAUCGUAACCUAUGCUGUGUGGUUGAUUUGUUUCUUAAUAUAUAUAUUGCUACAGCUAAGACUUCUCCCAGGCGGGCGCGGUGACCGCAAAAACCUGUCAGUGCGGUUCCAAAUACGGACCUGCCUAUUAGCUGAUAACUUUCUAGGUAUAUUUUCACCGUUAUUUUAGCCGCCAUCCACUUCUCCAUCACAGUAGCCCAGAUUUCCGACAAUAUACUGGACAGCUUUACAAUAUAUGGUCCUAUUAUCUUCACGGUGUUCGCUUACUUAAUAUCCUUACUUUUC